AUGGGAUGUGUAACUUAGAGACAAAAGAAGGAUUUUAUCUUUUCUACAAUUCCCGUAUAAGAAUAACGAGAGGACGAUCUAGACGAAUGGACAAAAGUCAUUCAAAAGUAGCAGGGCAAGCAUGGGAAUCAUUCAGGAAAGGCUAUUCUGACUAAAAGCAAAACUCUGUCAGCUAGAUAUCAUCAACCUUUGGAACAAAUUGAUGAAGAAGAAGUGUGAGUAGUUCUGAUUUUUUUAUAUUUCUCAAUUUCCUUCAUUUUUACCAAUAACCUGAAUAGAAUAUCGUCUUCAAUCGAAUAAUAAUAUUUAAAAAUGUUGCAUCAUAAUAAUAUGACAUAAUUGGAAUUGCUUUUUAAGAUUUUCGUUGUUUAAUUAAAUCAUAAAGUUUAUUAUAUUCACAUAUAAAUUUGAGAGUAACUAAUUCCCCUAUUAUUUAAGUCAGAGUCCUUAAUUAACUAGCUGAUAGAUACAAUAUACCUGUUGCCGACCCUUAAUCGGUGUAAUUACAAGUUGAAUUUGAAGGAUUUUACAAAAUAAAUAAUUCAGUUUUUUUCAAUUCACUACAUCAUCACAAUCCAGUCAAGGUACCAAGUCGAAAAAGUAUCGAAUAUAGAGAUCAAAGAAGUAUUAUUUAAGACUUUAGGAAUAUUGGAGUGGAACUUACAUUAAAUAUCAUUAAUUAUGUGUUGUUUGCAAGAUAAUUAAAUGGUUUUGGAUUCUAUUCUGUAAUCAGUAUUUCUGAUUUGAAUAACUAUGAAAUUAAAUAUGUCAAAUAACUAAAGUUUCAACAAAAGAGGUUUCAAAAUGAAGAUGCCAACGUCUAUAAUUGCAGUUACCAAGUUUGUGUGGUUCGAAUGCUCAAUAUUUUAAUAUCAUAUCAUAAUUUUAUAUAAUAUAUAUAAUUAUUACAUAUAUAUCUUUUAGGGAAAAUGGAUGUAGAAUAUGUUGGGGUAAAGCAGGAAUUCCUAGAAGAUAGUAUCAUUUACUCAAUUGCCAGAGUUUUAGAUGAAAUCGUUAGAGAGACUGACAUAAUUGAGAGUCCCUAACAAACUGCAUUUCAUACAAAUAAAAAACCUGCAAUAAGUCUGGCAAAAUAUUUGGAGCGCAUCCAAAUGUACUCUUAUUGCAGCAAUGAAUGUUUCAUCUUGGCAUUGAUCUACAUUGACAGGAUCUAAUAAAAGAACCAAGAUGUUGUUAUCAAUAGUUUUUGUGUCCAUAGGUAUAAAACACUUCUAUGUUAGAUUUAUGUUCGCAUGCAUCAUUCUGAGCAUUAAAUAUAAUGAUGAUGAUUACUAUAAGAAUGACUACUAUGCCAAAGUCGGGGGAAUUACAAUCAGCGAGUUAAACAAAUUAGAAUAAGAACUGUUAACUUUGCUCGAUUACGAGCUUUAUGUUAGUUAAUAACAAUACUACUUUUACAAGGAUAAAUUGAUGAAAUAUGCAAAACUAUGA
Paramecium octaurelia is the source of this 1452-nucleotide messenger RNA. The record is from the annotation of a GenBank genome assembly. Lineage: Eukaryota; Ciliophora; Oligohymenophorea; Peniculida; Parameciidae.